Molecule: messenger RNA, 1293 nt
Organism: Penicillium digitatum Pd1
Lineage: Eukaryota; Fungi; Ascomycota; Eurotiomycetes; Eurotiales; Aspergillaceae
Product: pepsin-like aspartic protease
Biological process (GO): proteolysis
Molecular function (GO): aspartic-type endopeptidase activity
Source: RefSeq, a predicted model, not a curated record
AUGACUAGAAUCAAACUCGUCUUGAACCCGCACUACCGGAAGUCCGGCACGAAGUCAUACUUGUACGCCAUGCGCAAGUAUCGCUUCACGCCAACUAAGGGUGGCCCAUAUUUCCUCGGCACUACACUGGUACAGACUGGCCGACAGUUCACUAAUAAGCCUGUUGGAGGCCGUGCGCGGUUGCAGCAGGUGCUGCAAAAAAGGGACGUUGCUAGUGACGAGGUCGGGCAAGUGGGUGCCGACGAUGUGCAGAAUGACUCAAUGUAUCUUGCAGAAGUUGCAAUUGGUACACCUGCCCAGACGCUCAGUUUGAAUUUUGAUACAGGGUCUGCGGAUCUAUGGGUCUGGUCCACGGAGUUGCCGUCAAAGAUCUUGUCGGACAACAAGAACCAUACAGUCCUUGAUCCGACUAAAUCAAGCACGUUCAAAAAGAGGGAUGGCUCGACGUGGAAGAUUAAGUACAAUGAUGGCUCUUUAGCCUCCGGCACGGUCGGCAACGACAAUGUCGACAUCGGCGGGUUGGUGGUCGAAGGCCAGGCUAUUGAGAUCGCUGAUGUGUUAUCCGACCAGUUCGUACAGGGUGCUGGGGAUGGGCUGCUGGGGCUUGCAUUCAGUAACAUUAAUACCGUCAAGCCCCAAGUCGUGAGCACGCCUGUGGAGAAUCUGAUUUCGCAGUCUGACAUACCGAAAUCGGCUGAGCUUUUCACCGUAAAGCUGGGGUCAUGGCGAGACUCUGAUGAGCCAGAUAAGAGCGAGUUGUUCUAUACUUUUGGUUAUAUUGAUCAGGACACGGUGAAGGCCACAAAGUCAGAGAUUUCCUACACGCCUGUCGAUAACAGUCAGGGAUUUUGGCUGUUCGAUUCUACAUCAGCGACAGUGAAUGGAAAGUCAGUGUCUCGGGCUGGAAACAAGGCUAUUGCUGAUACGGGGACUGCUUUGGCGCUGGUGGAUGAUGAAACUUGUCAGGCCAUUUAUGAUGCUAUCCCCGGGGCAGAGUAUGACUAUGACAGUCAGGGGUGGAUUUUUCCAUCUACUACACCAGCUGAUAAGUUACCUGUCAUAUCUUUUGCUGUUGGGGAUACGCAGUUUGUUGUGCAGAAGGAAGAUCUAGGAUUCGCAGAGACUAAGUCUGGAUAUGUCUAUGGAGGCAUUCAAAGUCGUGGUACGAUGACCAUGGACAUUCUAGGUGAUACCUUCCUGAAGGCUAUCUAUGCAGUCUUCGAUGUCGGUAAUCUGCGCUUCGGUGCUGUGCAGCGAACGGAGCUUCAUCAGAAUCUCUCGGUUCCUUCUUAG